This is a messenger RNA of Ictidomys tridecemlineatus (thirteen-lined ground squirrel), 1912 nucleotides long. RefSeq names its product zinc finger AN1-type containing 1 (gene Zfand1). Gene Ontology annotation, molecular function: zinc ion binding. The record is from RefSeq and is a predicted model, not a curated record. Gene Ontology annotation, cellular component: cytoplasmic stress granule; cytoplasm. NCBI's taxonomy places the organism in Eukaryota, Metazoa, Chordata, Mammalia, Rodentia, Sciuridae. Gene Ontology annotation, biological process: cytoplasmic stress granule disassembly.
GCGAGCGAAACAUUGCCCUGCCCCGCUGUAGUUCCGCCUAUCGCCUGGUGGGCGCUGCAAACAUGGCGGAGUUGGACAUCGGGCAGCAUUGUCAGGUGGAGCACUGCCGGCAGCGAGAAAUUUGCGGUCUCCAUGCAGAGUUCACUAUGAUUUUCCAGUGCGUUUUCUCCAAGAAGUCCGAGAGUACACUGCUGGCUCGCGGAGCGCCCUCUCCUUUCUGCUUAGCGCCAGGAGCUAGGAUGCUUAGAUUUUCUUCCAUUUGUAUGUGAUGGUUGUUCAGGAAUAUUUUGGUAACUAUAAUCAAUGAGAGACUGAAGACUGAUAAACAUAAAUCUUACCCAUGUUCAUUCAAGAAUUGUGUUGAAAAAGAGCUUGUGGCAGUUAUAUGUCCUUACUGUGAGAAGAAUUUUUGCCUGAGACAUCGCCAUCAGUCAGAUCAUGAGUGUGAAAAACUGGAAAUCCAAAAGCCCCGAAUGGCUAACACUCAGAAACUUGUUAAAGACAUUAUUGAUUCCAAGACAGGAGAGACAGCAAGUAAACGACGGAAAGGUGCCAAAAAUAGUGAAACAGCUGCAAAGGUUGCAUUGAUGAAGUUAAAGAUGCAUGCUGAUGGGGACAAGUCAUUGCCACAGACAGAAAGAAUUUACUUUCAGGUUUUCUUGCCUAAGGGGAGCAAAGAAAAAAGCAAACCCAUGUUCUUUUGCCACAGAUGGAGCAUUGGAAAGGUCAUAGACUUUGCAGCUUCUCUAGCCAAUCUUAAAAAUGACAAUAACAAAUCAAUAGCUAAGAAAUUAAGGCUAUGUCACAUUACUUCAGGAGAAGCCUUACCCUUGGAUCAUGCUUUGGAAACCUGGAUUACUAAGGAGGAUUGUCCUUUAUAUAAUGGUGGAAAUAUUAUUUUGGAAUAUCUUAGUGAUGAAGAACAGUCUUUAAAAAAUGUUGAUUCUUAUUUGGAAUAGUCACUCAAGAAUUCAAACCAGAAAUCACAAGGAAAAUUUUUAUGUGCAUGUUUAAGUCAAUUUCUUUUACUAUAGAUACUUUUUUUUCAAUUUUUAAAAGAUGCUUUUUAAUUUAUUUCCAUUCUGUCAUAAUUUAUAUUAUCAGUUUUCUACUUAAUUGGGGUUUUUAUGUUUUAAAUUUAUGUGCUGAUACUCAAUUGUUAGCAAUUUUUAAAAAUUAGAUUUAUUAGUUUAUACUGUAGAAACAUCAGCAGAAGUGUGUUUCCCAUUUGGUUAAUGUCAGCUGUUGAUUGGCUAUGACACUGCUCCAUCCCAUCUUCACUCCAGAAUCCAAGCUGAAGUAACAACCCCCUUUUUGGGACUUUGCCAUUCUUAUGGCAGAAGGAGAUGGUAUAUAUGAGGUCAGCUCUUAAAAGAUUCUUGUGUUAUUUUGGCUUUAAGAAGUCACAUGCUUACGCCUAGUGUUAUAGGGCCCAAAAGUACAGCUUUACUCUUUGCCUACAUCAUGAUGUAUACAUUGAUGUGUAUACAUGAAUUAUGUAGAUUUAGAGAUCACCUCAUUCAGUCUCAGUCUUCUAAAUUUUUGGAUGAGGAAUCUCAGACCUAAGAAGAGAAACUUGUUGCCUUGGUAUCACCUAUCUGCAUUGGGGUAUGUUUCUGAUAACCUCCCCCAUUGUUUGUAUGAAUGUAUUACAAAUGAGAGGGAUGAUGGAAUAGCCCAACUUUAUUAUAGUCUCUGUACCAUGGCAAAACACCUGCCACAAAUAACUACACUUUGCCAACAAAUUGAAUUUAAUGUUUCUAACUAAUGUUUUCUGUUAUGCUUAACAAAGUACUAUUAUGCAGAAGGAAUAUAAAUUAUUUCUAUAUGUUCUUUGUUUUCUAUGCUAAUUAUCAUGAACCUAUACAGUGACUUUAACUUUAAUUAAAACAAUAAACAAUGUUCAUUUGGU